Molecule: messenger RNA, 7234 nt
Organism: Cololabis saira (Pacific saury)
Lineage: Eukaryota; Metazoa; Chordata; Actinopteri; Beloniformes; Belonidae
Product: receptor-type tyrosine-protein phosphatase mu-like
Exons: 38
Coding region: 258-4760 (1500 amino acids)
Biological process (GO): protein dephosphorylation
Cellular component (GO): membrane
Molecular function (GO): protein tyrosine phosphatase activity; protein binding
Source: RefSeq, a predicted model, not a curated record
CCUGUGAGCAGAAACAGACCGGGACUCGGGGAUCUGACCUCCGUCCUGCAGACCCCCCUCACCUGUGCGCUCCUCACCUGUGCGUCCUGCGCGUCCUGCGCGUCCUGCGGGGGAAAGUCCGGCACAGGCACACGCAGCAGCAGCAGGAGGAGGAGGAGGAGGAGUGGAAGGAAGGAGGAGUGGAGGGAGGAGUGGAAGUACAGCUGGAGUUGCUCGGGUAGUUUUCCUCGCCCUCCGGAGGGGUCUGGGAGUGAAACAUGGAGCGGGCUGGAAGUUUGCUGCUGCCCGCGGCUCUGCUGCUGCUGUCCCUGGGACCCGCGGCCGUGCGCGCAGACACCUUCAAGGCAUGUCUGUCCGGUCAGGCACCAGACUGUAUGCUCAUCCAGUCCAAAGAGGACGACUGGGACUGGGAGCUGGGAGACACCAGAGGCCGGCACACCAGCAGUCCCUGGAUCCCUGCAGGGUCGUCCUUCCUGUUCGUGAACACGUCGGGCCGCUACAGCGGCCAGCGCGCUCAGCUGCUGCUGCCGCCGCUCAAGGAGAACGACACGCACUGCGUCAGCUUCCAGUUCUACCAGGCCGGGGGGCGGGAGGGGGCAGCCCCCGCCACGCUCAACGUCUACGUCAGAGAGAACAACAGUCCACUGGGAGUUCCCGUCUUCAACUCGUCCGGCCCCGCCUACCACAUCUGGAAGGGGGUGGAGCUUGCCGUCUCCACGUUCUGGCCCAAUCACUAUCAGGUGGUGUUUGAGGCCGUCAGCACCGGUCAAAGAGGAGUCCUGGCCAUCAAGGACAUCACACUGCAGGGACAUCAGUGCAUGAGUACGCCGCACUUCCUGCACAUCAAAGGUGUGGAAGUGAACGCAGGACAGACGGCUUCAUUUCAGUGCACAGUAAACGGACGACCGCAGAGCAACCUGCUGCUGCACUUGCAGGGGAUGGGCGGCCGACAGGCUGCCAUCAAGGAAACCAAGCCGGUGAACUCUCGUCGUUACGUGGCAAGCUUUGACGUUGAGAAUACAACGAAGGGUGACUCUGGACGAUACCGAUGCAUUGCCCAAUCAGAGCGAGGAGUAGGCGUGUCCUCCUACGCUGACCUCACAGUCAAACAGCCGCCCGUACCCAUCGCCCCGCCACAGCUGACUGCAGUCGGGGCCACGUACCUGUGGAUCCAGCUCAACGCCAACUCCAUCAACGGAGAUGGGCCUAUCAUCGACAGAGAGGUGGAGUACCGUACCGUAGCAGGCAUGUUGAUUGACACCACGCCUGUAGAUAAGUCCACCCACAAAAUUGGACACCUCGACCCCGACACCGAAUACGAGAUCAGCGUGCUUCUCACGAGACCCCUGGAAGGAGGGACAGGAAACCCCGGGCCACCGCUCCGAGCCAGGACCAAGUGUGCAGACCCCAUGAACGGCCCCCAGCGUCUCGAGGUCGUCGACAUUCAGUCCAAACAGGUGACCAUUCGAUGGGAGCCGUUUGGAUACAACGUGACUCGCUGUUACAGCUACAACCUGACGGCGCAGUACCGCUACAGGCCUGCGGGGCCCCCCAGCAGGGAGCCGGUGAAGGAAGAGGUGCGGGAGGAGGUGGUGUACGACACUCUGAGCACGGUGCCACAACACACCGUCCGGAACCUCCCACCGUUCACCAACGUCAGCCUGAGACUCAUCCUGAGGAACCCCGAGGGCCGCAAGGAGAGCGCGGAGCUGCUGGUGCUGACGGACGAGGACGUUCCCGGAGCCGUCCCUGUGGACUCCAUCCUGGGCAGCAGCUACGAGCAGCAGAUCAGCUUGAGCUGGAGGGAACCGGUGAAGACCUACGGACUCAUCCGACAGUACGAGAUCUCCUACAAAGCUCUGAGCUCCUUCGACACGGAGUUUGACUUGUCCAAUCAGAGCGGCAAGGUUUCAAAACUGGCCAACGAGACGAGCCACGUGUUCACCGGCCUCUUCCCAGGAUCCACCUACUCCUUCACAAUAAGAGCGGCCACCGUGAAAGGCUUCGGCCCUCCGGUCAUCACGCAGUUCACCACCAAGAUCUCAGCACCGCUGAUGCCGGCCUACGAUCAGGAGUCUCCUCUGAACCAGACGGACUCCACCGUCACCGUUCUGCUGAAACCAGCCCAGAGCCGGGGAGCUCCGGUCAGUAAGUACCAGGUGGUGGUGGAGGAGGAGCGCCCCCGCAGGCAGAGGAGGGGUACUGCAGAGAUACUGCGCUGUUACCCGGUGCCCAUUCACUUCCAGAAUGCCACACUGCUCAACUCGCAGUAUUACUUCAGCGCCGAGCUGCCCAUGAGUGAUCUGCGGGCACCCAUGCCAUUCUGUGUCGGUGACAACAGGACCUACAACGGUUACUGGAACGCUCCUCUGCUGCCUCAUAAGAGCUACGGGAUCUACUACCAGGCUGUGAGCACUGCUAACGGGGAGACAAAGAUCGACUGUGUGCGUGUGGCCACCAAAGCCGCGAUAAUCGUCACCCAGCUCACCACGCCGUACAUUCGCCUCGCCCCGGCCGCCGGCGACAAGAAGCUGACAGGAGCUGCCACCAGGAAACCAGAACCCGAACCAGAGAAACAGUCGGAUCACACGGUGAAGAUUGCCGGCUCCAUCGCUGGCGUCCUGCUCUUCAUCAUCAUCUUCCUCGGAGUCAUCUUGCUGAUGAAGAAAAGACGAAGAAAUUAUCACUCCUACACUUACUACCUGAAGUUGGCAAAGAAGAGGAAGGAAACUCUGAGCUCCAGGCAGGAAAUGACUCUGAUGGUCAACAACUCCCAACACACAACCGUGGUGGAAACGCACACGCACACACUCAACGGUCGCACUGUGUCCUCUCCGUCCUCCUUCACCCUGAAGUCCAACACCAUCAGCACCACCGUCCCCAACUCCUACUACCCAGACCCCUUCGUUCCGACGGCCAUUCUGGAUGACAGUCACACUAUGACCAGUGAAACCAGUAGCCUGGUCCAGUCCCACUACAAGCAACGGGAGUCGGAACGGGAGGCGGUCCCCUACCAGACGGGACAGCUGCAUCCGGCCAUCCGGGUAGCCGACCUGCUGCAGCACAUCACGCAGAUGAAGUGUGCCGAGGGCUACGGCUUUAAGGAGGAGUACGAGAGCUUCUUCGAGGGACAGUCCGCCCCAUGGGAUUCUGCCAAAAAAGACGAGAACCGCAUGAAGAAUCGUUACGGAAACAUCAUUGCCUACGACCACUCUCGUGUGCGUCUGCAGCCUCAGGAGGGAGACGGAGGCUCCGACUACAUCAACGCAAACUACGUGGAUGGCUACCACAGACCCAACCACUACAUCGCCACUCAAGGUCCUAUGCAGGAGACGGUGUACGACUUCUGGAGGAUGAUUUGGCAGGAGAACACUGCAGCCAUCGUCAUGGUAACCAACCUGGUGGAGGUGGGACGGGUGAAGUGCUGCAAGUAUUGGCCCGACGACACAGAGAUCUACGGUGACAUGAAGGUGACGCUGAUCGAGACGCAGCUGCUCUCCGAGUAUGUGAUCCGAACGUUUGCCGUAGAGAAGAGAGGCGUGGCCGAGAUCAGGGAGAUCCGGCAGUUUCACUUCACCGGCUGGCCCGACCACGGCGUCCCGCUCCACGCUACCGGGCUGCUGGGCUUCAUCCGCCGCGUCAAGGCCAAGACCCCGCCCACCGCCGGCCCCACCGUGGUCCACUGCAGUGCGGGGGCGGGGCGUACCGGCUGCUUCAUCGUGAUCGACAUCAUGCUGGACAUGGCUGAGAGGGAGGGCGUGGUCGACAUCUACAACUGCGUCCGGGAGCUGAGAGCUCGGAGGGUCAACAUGGUCCAAACAGAGGAGCAGUAUGUCUUCAUCCACGACGCCAUCCUGGAGGCGUGUCUGUGCGGCGACACGGCGGUGCCCACCAGUCAGCUGCGCUCAGUUUACUACGAGAUGAACCGUCUGGAUCCACAGACCAACUCGUGUCAGAUCAAAGAGGAGUUCAGGACUCUGAACAUGGUGACACCGACGCUGCGGGUGGAGGACUGCAGCAUCGCCCUGUUGCCUAGGAACCACGAGAAGAACCGCUGCAUGGACGUGCUGCCGCCGGACCGCUGCCUGCCCUUCCUCAUCACCAUCGAUGGAGAGAGCUCCAACUACAUCAACGCUGCGCUCAUGGACAGCUACAAGCAGCCGUCAGCAUUCAUCGUUACCCAGCAUCCUUUGCCAAACACGGUGAAAGACUUCUGGCGUCUGGUCCUCGAUUACCACUGUACGUCCAUCGUCAUGCUGAACGACGUCGACCCCGCACAGCUGUGUCCUCAGUACUGGCCAGAGAAUGGGCUCCAUCGCCUGGGCUCCCUGCAGGUGGAGUUUGUCUCCGCAGAUCUGGAGGAGGACGUCAUCAGCCGCAUCUUCAGGAUUUAUAACACAGCCAGGCCGCAGGACGGGUACCGGAUGGUGCAGCAGUUCCAGUUCCUGGGCUGGCCCAUGUACCGCGACACGCCCGUGUCCAAGCGCUCCUUCCUUAAGCUCGUCCACCAGGUGGACAAAUGGCAGGAGGAGUACGACGGGGGGGAGGGCCGCACCGUGGUGCACUGCCUGAACGGCGGGGGGCGCAGCGGUGUGUUCUGCAGCAUCAGUAUCGUGUGUGAGAUGCUGCGACAGCAGCGCUGCGUCGACGUCUUUCACGCCGUGAAGACGCUCAGAAACAACAAACCAAACAUGGUGGACCUGCUGGAACAGUACAAGUUCUGUUAUGAAGUGGCUCUGGAGUAUCUCAAUUCUGCUUAGCUGGGACCAGGGGCUCCUUCAUCACCUCCUCUUCCUCCAGCGGUCUGACGGGGGGAAGAGGACGACGACUACUGACUGAAGGUGGACGGGAAGAGGAGGUCGUUUUUGCACUGCCUUGACUGCGAGCACGGACACUGACAGACUCACAGCGUUUCUCAUUUGGUGUCACUUUGUUGUGUUGUUUUUGAUUGUUUUGUCGUAUCGUUGAGCUAAAGCAAACAAAACUUCUGGCAUGUCUUGGAACAUUGAGAUCAGCGUGCCCAUGCACUCCCGCAGCCAAAAGAUGUUCCGUUCGACUGUCAGGCUGCACCCGCCCCUGGAAGGGUUUUCAGCUGGUUGAUGUUCACAUUCAGACAAAGUUUCACAGUAAACGCUGCCAUGACGGGUUCCUCCGGUGAUGGAGAAAACCUAAAAGCAGAAAGAUUCUCUCCAGACAGGACCAAUAUGUGUUUCCUGUUUGUGUGUUGAAAUGGUUAGUUCUGAUUCUGAGGAAGACAAAGAUUUUCAUCGAAAUCAGCAACGAAAGGUUUUUUUAAAAAGGUUUCAGCUCCUCAGUUUAUCAUCUCACAUAAUAAAAAUGUGUCCCAGAACUUUCACUCAUGUCAGACAUCAAACUAUGUGGUCAUUAGGAGGUCAAAAUGGAAAAAAAUUAGGUGUGUGUUGCCAUGGAAACCAGAGAAAAAUCCUACCAAUAGCAUAUGGUCAAACCCUGGUCUAAUAUGAUUAGGUUUCUCUUUCUCUAUGGACCGGUCUAACUCUGGUUAUAUCCGUCCCUGGCCGGUCUAACUCUGGUUAUAUCCGUCCCUGGCCGGUCUAACUCUGGUUAUAUCCGUCCCUGGCCGGUCUAACUCUGGUUAUAUCCGUUCCUGGCCGGUCAUACUCUGGUUAUAUCAAUCCCUGGUCGGUCUAACUCUGGUUAUAUCCCUCCCUGGCCCGUCUAACUCUGGUUAUAUCAAUCCCUGGUCGGUCUAACUCUGGUUAUAUCCGUCCCUGGCUGGUCUAACUCUGGUUAUAUCUGUCCCUGGCCAGUAUAACUCUGGUUAUAUCAAUCCCUGGCCGGUCUAACUCUGGUUAUAUCUGUCCCUGGCCAGUAUAACUCUGGUUAUAUCAAUCCCUGGUCGGUCUAACUCUGGUUAUAUCCGUCCCUGGCUGGUCUAACUCUGGUUAUAUCAAUCUCUGGUCGGUCUAACUCUGGUUAUAUCAAUCCCUGGUCAGUCUAACUCUGGUUAUAUCAGUCCCUGGCUGGUCUAACUCUGGUUAUAUCAAUCCCUGGUUGGUCUAACUGUGGUUAUAUCUGUCCCUGGCUGGUCUAACUCUGGUUAUAUCCGUCCCUGGCCGGUCUAACUCUGGUUAUAUCCAUCUCUGGCCGAUCUAACUCUGGUUAUAUCUGUCCCUGGCCGGUAUAACUCUGGUUAUAUCCAUCCCUGGCCGGUCUAACUCUGGUUAUAUCCAUCCCUGGCCGGUCUAACUCUGGUUAUAUCCAUCCCUGGCCGGUCUAACUCUGGUUAUAUCCAUCCCUGGCCGGUCUAACUCUGGUUAUAUCCAUCCCUGGCCGGUCUAACUCUGGUUAUAUCCGUCCCUGGCCGGUCUAACUCUGGUUAUAUCCGUCCCUGGCCCGUCUAACUCUGGUUAUAUCCGUCCCUGGCUGGUCUAACUCUGGUUAUAUGAGGCCCUGCCGGUCUAAGUCUGGUUAUAUCCGUCCCUGGCCGACCUAACCGAGGUUAUGGAUUGGUCUAACUUUACCUUUUGUAACCUUCAGCUCUAUUACAGAUCGGGUACCAGCAGAUGUCAGUUUAAGGAGUUUAAGAUGAGGGAACGUUUCCAUGGCAGCUGUACAGCCUCAACUUACUGACAGGACUAUAUAACACCGUAUAUAUAUAUAACACUCAGGAACAUGAGUGGAGAUUGUUAAAUUUUUCAUAUUUGUGUUUUAUGUAUGUCCACAGAGAAAGGUAAAAAUGUUUAAAAACAUGCAGCUGUUUAUGUUACGUGUCACCGUCCGUCAGUCUUCUUCGCUGGUGUUUGUACUGUACUGCUGCAGAUUUGAACUAACUGGACGGGGGGGGGGGGGACAGCCCAGGCCUCAGUUUUGACGCUGGUCCCCGUCAGGCUGGGGUCAGCUGCUCACAGGUUUCAUUUCAGACUGAUACAAAAGGUGAGCUGUUAAUAAUGUAUAUAAAGCAGGAGAAAGCAGGAAGAAUAUUUAUUCCCUCAGUUGUUCAGUGUUGUCGCUGUUGUUCUCGUGAAGCACAGAGAGAGACAAUCAUGAUUGAUGACAUUAAUGUUCCACUUGAAGAACCACAGUUCGGGCAGGUUUUUGAUGGAAUCCUGUCGACACAUGGCUCUGGAAUGUGUGCUCGUGGUUUUGACUGAUCUGUUGGCAUAUGGCUCUGGUGCUGAUGAGAAUAUUAUUGUAAUGAAAACUUUUAUUUAUGUUGUAUGAUUAAAAAAAUACUACAAAUAAAAAUAUACAC